Molecule: messenger RNA, 648 nt
Organism: Neohortaea acidophila
Lineage: Eukaryota; Fungi; Ascomycota; Dothideomycetes; Mycosphaerellales; Teratosphaeriaceae
Product: DUF636 domain-containing protein
Exons: 3
Coding region: 80-508 (142 amino acids)
Molecular function (GO): carbon-sulfur lyase activity
Source: RefSeq, a predicted model, not a curated record
GCUUCGGCCUCGAAACCCAACCCUCCAACUCGUCCAUCAAGGUAUCAACGUCGAAUCAAUCGCUCAGAAACGCCCUACAAUGUCUACCCAACCCACCGGCACCCGCAAGACGUACGAAGCCAACUGCCACUGCGGCAACAUCCGCUACACCGUCACCCUCGACGAUGCCCUGUACCCCGAAGGCAAGGCGAAGAUCAACCGGUGCAAUUGCUCCAUCUGCACCAAGAAUGGCUACCUCCUCGUCUACCCCAAGCGCGAAGACGUGGUGUUCCAAAACGACUCCGAGGCGCGGCUGAAGGACUACUUUUUCGGCAAGAAGAAUAAGCCGCAUCGCUUUUGCCCGGAGUGCAGCAGUAGUGUGUUGAUUGACUUCAAGAACUCGGAUGUGCCUAACCAGAGGGGCGAAUUGGCGAUAAAUGCUCGUCUUUUCAAGGAUAUCGAUUUGGACAAGGCGGCUUAUACUACGUAUGAUGGGAGGAAUAAGCUUGGUCCUGUGUAUCAGAACUAGUUGAGUUCUAAAGAACCAUAGACAGUUCAUUUCAGCAUGUUCUUCUGUUUAGCAGGUCAGAUUGUCAUCAAACUCCCUAGACGGCUUUUUCUCUAUCGUCUGUCAAGAGGAGUAAGCCCUCGAGACGAUCGUCUCCCCAU